This is a messenger RNA of Galeopterus variegatus (Sunda flying lemur), 771 nucleotides long. RefSeq names its product BCL2-like 10 (apoptosis facilitator) (gene BCL2L10). Lineage: Eukaryota; Metazoa; Chordata; Mammalia; Dermoptera; Cynocephalidae. Gene Ontology annotation, biological process: regulation of apoptotic process. The record is from RefSeq and is a predicted model, not a curated record.
AUGAGGAUAGAGCAAGAAGGCACCAUCUAUGAAACAGGAAGUGGGCCCUCACCGCACACCAAAUUUGCUGAAGAGGCAAAAGCCCAGCCCAUCUUCGUAGACUGUCCCCAGCCCGGAAGCUACACAAUCGCCCCAAAGAGUCUAGCACUGCUCCGUCUGCUGCGUGAGGCAGCGCCGGCCUGGCUUCGGGGCGGAGAGCCAGGCCCCCGGCGGAGGCCAGGACGUGGCGAGGCCGCAGAAGGGGCGCACGGGCGGCUGCUGACCGACUACCCGCGGUGCUGCGCCCGGGAGCCCGGCGCCCCCGAGCUGCCGCCGUCCACGCCCGAGGCCGCCGUGCUGCGCGGCGCGGCCGCCAACCUACGGCAGCUGCUCGGGUCCUUCUCCCCCGACGCUGGCCACCAGGGGAACCGCGUGGAGCUGAUGGCGCGGAUGGUGGAGGCCGUGCUCUCCGACAGCCGUGGCCUCAGCUGGGGCCGCGUGGUGGCGCUCGUGACCUUCGCCGGGACGCUUCUGGAGAAAGGGCCGCGGGUAACCGCCAGGUGGCAGAAGCGGGCCCUGAAGCCGCGGCCGAAGGACACGGAGGAAGAAGGCGCCCCGGACCGCCAGCUCUUGGUGGACUUGCCGAGCGCUGGGCUCAUGGGGCGCCGCGCCUGGCUGCAGGCUCAGGCAGGCCGGGUGAGCAGGGGCGGGAAGGUGGCCCAGGGCGCGCCCACGCGGACCCGCUGCGCCAAUGCCCCGGUGGGCCAUUGUGGGGAAGACAGGAUCAUUUAG